Molecule: messenger RNA, 2445 nt
Organism: Medicago truncatula (barrel medic)
Lineage: Eukaryota; Viridiplantae; Streptophyta; Magnoliopsida; Fabales; Fabaceae
Product: crooked neck-like protein 1
Exons: 7
Coding region: 70-2151 (693 amino acids)
Biological process (GO): mRNA splicing, via spliceosome; spliceosomal complex assembly
Cellular component (GO): Prp19 complex; U2-type catalytic step 2 spliceosome; post-mRNA release spliceosomal complex
Molecular function (GO): protein binding
Source: RefSeq, a predicted model, not a curated record
GAAUCAGAUUUACACCUUCAACAAAAACACAUUCUUCUUCUUUUCCUGUAUCGUCUUUCUACCCUAGCCAUGUCUUCUUCCAAAGAUGCAGACCCAACCCUAGGUUACCUCACUCGAAAAGAUACCGAAGUCAAGCUUCCACGUCCAACUAGGGUUAAGAACAAAACCCCCGCUCCAAUUCAAAUCACAGCGGAGCAGAUUCUCCGCGAAGCUAGGGAGCGUCAAGAAGCUGAGAUCCGUCCUCCAAAGCAGAAAAUCACCGAUUCAACAGAACUCGGCGAGUAUCGUCUCCGGAAAAGAAAGGAAUUCGAGGAUUUAAUCCGGAGAGUUCGGUGGAAUGUCAGUGUUUGGAUUAAGUAUGCACAGUGGGAAGAGUCGCAGAAAGAUUUUACACGUGCACGUUCGGUUUGGGAACGAGCAUUGGAAGUUGAUUAUAAGAAUCAUACUUUGUGGUUGAAGUAUGCUGAAGUUGAGAUGAAGAAUAAGUUUAUUAACCAUGCGAGGAAUGUUUGGGAUCGCGCUGUUACUCUUUUGCCACGAGUGGAUCAGUUGUGGUAUAAGUAUAUUCAUAUGGAGGAGAUGCUUGGCAAUGUUGCGGGGGCGAGACAGGUUUUUGAGAGAUGGAUGAAAUGGAUGCCGGAUCAGCAAGGAUGGCUAUCUUAUAUAAAAUUUGAGCUGAGAUAUAAUGAGAUUGAACGAGCUAGAGGGAUUUUCGAGAGAUUUGUAUUGUGUCAUCCUAGGGUUGGUGCUUGGAUACGUUAUGCGAAGUUUGAGAUGAAGAAUGGCGAGGUUCCUAAGGCGAGGAAUGUUUAUGAAAGAGCGGUGGAGAAGCUUGCGGAUGAUGAGGAAGCUGAGCUGCUUUUUGUGGCUUUUGCGGAGUUUGAGGAAAGGUGUAAGGAGGCUGAGCGGGCGAGGUGUAUUUAUAAAUUUGCACUUGAUCAUAUUCCGAAGGGGAGGGCUGAGGAUUUGUAUCGGAAGUUUGUGGCAUUUGAGAAACAGUAUGGUGAUAGGGAAGGGAUUGAGGAUGCUAUUGUUGGGAAGAGAAGGUUUCAGUAUGAAGAUGAAGUGAGGAAAAAUCCGUUGAAUUAUGAUUCAUGGUUUGAUUAUAUAAGAUUGGAAGAGAGUGUUGGGAAUAAGGAAAGAACUAGGGAGGUUUAUGAGAGAGCUAUAGCCAAUGUUCCUCCUGCUGAGGAGAAGCGAUACUGGCAGCGCUAUAUUUAUUUGUGGAUUAAUUAUGCACUCUAUGAAGAACUCGAUGCUGGAGACAUGGAGCGAACAAGAGACGUGUACAAGGAGUGUCUCAACCAGAUACCUCACCAGAAGUUCUCAUUUGCAAAGAUAUGGCUUCUAGCAGCCCAGUUUGAAAUACGUCAGCUGAAUCUCACAGGUGCUCGUCAAAUAUUAGGGAAUGCUAUUGGAAAGGCUCCUAAAGAUAAGAUAUUUAAGAAGUAUAUAGAGAUAGAACUGCAGCUUGGUAAUAUAGAUAGAUGCAGAAAACUAUAUGAAAAGUAUUUGGAGUGGUCACCUGAAAAUUGCUAUGCAUGGAGCAAGUAUGCAGAACUAGAGAGAUCUUUAGCUGAGACUGAACGAGCUAGAGCAAUAUUUGAGCUUGCAAUUGCCCAACCAGCAUUGGACAUGCCUGAGUUGUUGUGGAAGGCAUACAUUGAUUUUGAAACUGCCGAGUGUGAAUUUGAGAGAGCAAGAGCGCUUUAUGAAAGGCUUCUUGAUCGAACAAAGCACUUGAAGGUAUGGCAGAGCUAUGCAGAGUUUGAAGCAACAGCUAUAGAUGAGAGUUUAGAAUUAUCGGAACAAGAACAAAAGGAGCAGUGCCUUCAGCGUGCGAGAAAGGUGUUUGAGGAUGCUCUAAACCACUUCAGAUCAUCAGCUCCGGAUUUAAAAGAAGAAAGGGCAAUGCUAUUAGAGAAAUGGCUCAACUUGGAGGCUUCAUCUGGGGAGCUAGGUGAUGUCAGCUUAGUCCAGUCUAAGCUGCCCAAGAAGCUCAAGAAGAGAAGACAAGUUUCUACUGAAGAUGGUUCUUCUAGAAUCGAAGAAUUUAUCGACUAUCUAUUCCCUGAGGAAACGCAUACAACCAAUCUCAAGAUCAUGGAAGCUGCUUACAAAUGGAAGAAGCAAAAAUUGUCUAAUGAAUAAGAGUAUCUUGUAGCUUGGCAUGAUUCCAUUCUUUUAUAACCCGGCAAAUACUGUAGCUUAAGUUAAGCAGCUAAGUCAAUUUUGGGUUAUUAAAGUUUGUAACAGAAAUGUAGUUUCUUAUUUAAGAAAAAGUACGCAACAGAGAACAACAUUUGAGAUAAAUCUGCUUUCCUAAAAUUGUGAAAUGAAAGGUCGGUACCAAAAGUCAAUCAUUGAGUGUACAUAUGUUCAUAACUACAACUUUUACUGUGUUACAUGUUUAGAUUCUAAACACCUGAUUUUUUUGCUGGUUGA